Messenger RNA from Closterium sp. Yama58-4, 4995 nucleotides. The record is from the annotation of a GenBank genome assembly. NCBI's taxonomy places the organism in Eukaryota, Viridiplantae, Streptophyta, Zygnematophyceae, Desmidiales, Closteriaceae.
AUGAAUAGCGUAGGAGCAUCCGUAAGCCAGUCGGCGUCGCAGGACGACGGGCAGAAGAAGAUUCGGAAGCCGUACACGAUCACCAAGUCUAGGGAGAGCUGGACGGAGCAGGAGCAUGACAAAUUCCUAGAAGCCUUGCAGCUAUUUGACCGGGACUGGAAGAAGAUAGAGUCGUUCGUCGGAACCAAAUCGGUGAUUCAGAUUAGGAGCCACGCGCAGAAGUACUUUCUCAAGGUUCAGAAGAACGGCACGGGAGAGCACGUACCCCCGCCGAGGCCGAAGCGCAAAUCCACGCAGCCGUACCCUCAGAAGGCCACCAGCUCGAAAUCGGGAGCAUGCGGCGACGCAAACCCCAAUUUUCCAGGCGGGGGACUGCCCGGUCCGCUCCCGUCCCCAUUCCCGCCGGGAUCGCUGAUCCCCUCCGCUUCCGCCGCGAGCCUAGCAUCACCAUCUUCCUCCACCCCGUCCGCCAUGGCCGCAAUGAGCAUGUCGGGUCUGGGCCACGGGCUCGGCGGGUCCGUCGGCGCGUCUCUGGCGUCCCUGGGAGUGUCGGGGAGUCAUGGCGAAGCGGCGGCAGCGGCGGGGGGAGGCGCGGGGAUGGCGGGAUUGGCGGGGAUGGGGCCGGUGGCGGGGAUGGCGGGGGUGGGGGGGAUGGGGGGAAUGGCGGGGAUGGCGGGGAUCACGGGGAUGACUGGGAUGGCGGGAAUGACAGCUAUGGCGGGGAUGGCGGGGACGAGUGCGUGGAUGCACCACGGCAUGCAUCCGCCAGGAGCCGUUUCGCUUGCUGCCAGAGGCGGCGGCGCGGCGAGCAUGGGGGCCAUGGCGGAGGGGCUGAUGGCGGGGGCGUCGCAAAUGGGCGGCGGCACCAGUGCUGCGGGGGCCAUGUGGAUGGCGCAAGCCCAGCGACAACAGUCGACGGGGAACGCCAGCGAGCAGAAAGUUCGAGCAACCCCGGAUUUUGCGGAGGUAUAUCGCUUCAUAGGGCUCGUGUUCGACCCGUCCACGUCAGGGCACCUCGCGCACCUCAAGGCCAUGGCGCCCAUCGACCGCGAAACCGUGCUGCUACUCAUGCGAAACCUCUCCAUGAACCUCGCCAACCCCGAGUUUCAGCAGCAUGUAAGUACUGUCUUCGUGCUCGCUUUCCUUCCACCUGACCUAUCCCCUGUCGUGUUCCCAGCGACCUCACAAACCCCAAAUCUCAGCAGCAUGACACGUUCAUGCAACUCAUGUGAGGCACGGGCAGGCACCAACGACGCCGCAGAGGGGACUUUUGAGUCGACUGUAAAAUCUCAGACGUGUAUUGAGUGUGGUUCGCUCGUUCUCUUGCCCCAGGACGCGUUCAUGCAACUCAAGCGAGGCACGGGCGGUAACGACGCCCCAGCAACAGCCGCAAACGCAGCAGCAGACGCAGCAAAGACAGAGGCAGCAGGCGGCACGGCAGAAGGAGCAGACGCGGCAGCAGCAGCAGCAGAUGCGACAGCAGGAGCGGCAGCAGGGAGCCGGGAGGCAAAGGACAAGUCGUCGUCAGAAAUGGCCAACUCCAAGGGAGGCGCAGCUGAAGCAGCAGAUGGAUCACGAGAGGGCAAGGAGAAUGCGACAAGGCAGACACAGGCCCCGGAGCAAAGGCCAGGGAGUGCUGCGGGCAAUGCGAAGGCGGAGGUAAGCAGGGCGGAGGUGGGCAGGGCGGAAGUGAGUAGGGAGGGCGCAGAUGCUACAGCUGCUGUCCAAAGGAGUGCAGAGGAACGAGCAGCGGAGGGUGGUGGUGCUGUGGGAAUGGAGGUGGAAGGGGGAGAGGCGAGGCCGUCAGGUGGUGGACGAGAUCGGAUUGACGGGGUCAUUGGGGUGAACGAUGCGAGUGAGACGCAAGCGUUGCAUGAUGUGCGGUCUAGCCCAUCCGGUGCAGACGAUGCAAGAGCAUCAACCCCGUCAGGACUCCAGAGUCAACCAGCCUUUUCCUCACUGCCUCGCUCCCAGUCGUCCCCUGCGCCCACCACGGCCUCUGGCCCACACUCCGCCCUGCACUCCGCUGCCCACCCCGACCACCACCUCCUGGCGCACAACCACCAGGCGCUCCUCACAGCCAUGCGCGGAGGCUCCAGCAGCCUAGGGGGCGACGUUCCCCGCGCCCUAGCAGGAGACCUACCCAGCAGCAUGCGGGGCAACCUGCCCCGUGGGGUGGGAGCGGGAGGGGAGAUGGGCCUGGGGAACGUACCUCUGGGCGGGGGGGAUGUGGAGGAGCUCUUUAUGAUGUCGCACAUGAUGUCUGCGUGGCCGGGCUUCUCUGGGUCUGGAAUUUCCGGGUUUGAUCUGCCAGAGGAUGCCAAGCCGGGCAUGGCAGGCAUGGCCGGAGCAGCUGUAGGCUCGGCAGGAGGUGCGGUGUCUGAGGCAGGAGCCGAGGCAGCAGGCUCGGCAGCAAGGUCAGCGAGUGGGUUGGGGGCAGGCGUGGGUGGUGGUGGUGCAGGGAAGGGAGUGGGUGCGAGCACAGAUGCAGAGGUGCUUGCGCUGACAGCAGCUGUUGCAGCACGAGCAGCAGGGACAGGCAGCAGCGGUGGUGCAAGUGCUGCUAGUGGCGUCAUUGCUGGUGGCGGUGGUGCUGCUGGGAGUGGCGCUGGUGGUGAUGCUGUUGCCGGUAAUGGCGCUGGUGGUGGUGCCGGUGGUGCUGCUGGGGGUGGUGGUGUUGGUGGUGGGGUGAGCAAUGGAGGGGGUCAAGCUGCCAUGUGGGCUGGUCGAAUGGCAGGGGGGGGCAUGCCUGGUGGCAUGGCGGGGGGAGGCAUGGCACCUGCAAUGAGAGGCCUUCCGGGAGGUGGUAUGAUGGCACGGCCAGGUGGCAUGGUCAUGAUGGGUGGUCAUGAACCAGGGCAAGGCAUGGCCGGUGGUUUGGCCAGUGGCAUGUUGGGUGCAGGCAUGGGAGGGACAGGCAUGGGGGGUGCAGGGAUGGGGGGUAUGGGAAUGGGAGCGGGCAUGGGAGGAAACAUAGCUACUGCUGGCUUGGGAGUGCAUGCACGGCCAGGUGCUGGUAUGGGAGCUGGAGGCAUGGGUGCUGCAGGUAUGGGCGCAACAGGUGUGAGGGGUGGUACUAGCGCAGGUGCCAUGGGCAUGGGUGCUGCACGUCCUGGCAUGGCUAUGUCCAUGGGGAUGGGAGUGACUGGCAUGAGUGGCGGAGGCAUGGGUAUGGGUGGUGUAGGGUCGGGUGGCAUGGGUAUGCAUGGCAUGGGUGCUGCUGGUGCAGGUAUGGGGAACUACAGUGCCAGUGGUAUGGACAUGGAAGGUAUGAUGGACUUGCCAAUGCCCAUGGGCAUGAGUGGGGCAUCUGAGCAUUUUUACAUGCCAGGAAUGCUGCCUGGGAUGUUCAAGUUUUCAGGGUCAUCUGGUGCUGUGAUUCAAGGGGCAGGAAGUGGUGGUGCUGCCUCGGCGGCGAUCGUCGUCGUAACUCCCAAGAACGCCUCUUACGUCAUCAAUGACGUCGACGCCAACUUCGGCGGUAUCAUCCCUUCGAGCGGCAUUCGCGGCGUUCUGCGCCGAGCGGAGCCGCUCGACGCGUGUCAGCCGCUCGCGUCCCGCGCAAAACGCGCCGAGCGGGCCUUCGCGCUGAUCACACGUGGCAACUGCCUAUUCGACACCAAGGUGCUGAACGCGCAAGUGGCGGGGUACGCGGCCGCGAUAGUGUUCAAUAACGAGGACAACGACGAGCUUAUAUCGAUGUCCGCGCGCAACGUGUGGGAUGUCGCAAUCCCGGCCGUCUACAUCUCCCACGCGGACGGCCAUUUACUACUCUCGCUCCUCGCCGCGCAACCCGCGUCGCUCCUCAUCCUCCUCCCCACCCUCUCCGGCUCGCUCCUCCCGCUGCUCGCCGCGGCGCUGCUCGCGCUGCUCACGCUCUCCGUCUUCCUCUCCGCGUUUCUCAUUAUCGUGCGCCAGCAGCGGAUACGGCGCGCGCUCGAGGAGGCGCGGAGGGGCGGCGCGUGGGGGGCCGCGGGUGCGGAAGCGGAAGCCGACGGGGGGAUGGGGGAGGAGGGGCUCGUGGUGAUGCGCGCGCUGCUGCUUCCGCCGCCGCCGCGUGAGAAGCGCAUUGGCUUAUCAGCUGCGGAGUUGAAAGCGCUUCCGGAAAUCACGUACUCGCCUUCUAUGGAAGAUCUCGCGGAAGCUUGUAAAGGGGAUGAAGGAGCGGAGGCAGGGGAGGAUGCGGAUGAGUUGCUGGGAGAUGUGGAGGAGGGGAAGGAGCAGGGCAGAAGUGAGGGAGGAGAGGAGGGAAGGGAGGGAAAGGAGGGAAAGAAGGGAAAGGAGGCGGGGAGGAGGAGGCGGAGAGGGUGGAGCAGGGCGUUGGAGACGUGCGCCAUCUGCCUGGACGACUACCAGUCGGGCGACCGCCUGAGAGUGCUGCCCUGCGGACAUGAGUUCCAUGCGGAGUGUGUGGACGAGUGGCUAACCACCAAACAGCCCCUCUGCCCCAUCUGCAAGAGAGACGCACACGCACCUUCCACCUCCCCUCCUGACACAUGCACCAGCAGCAGCAGCGGCAGCAGCAGCAGCAGCAGCAGCAGCAGCAGCAGCACUGCUGGCACCAACAUUGCGGCACAUCCCUCUGUUCCCACGCCUCCUUUGCCGAGCCAACUCCACUCCUCAUCCUCCUCCCCCUCUUCCUCAAGAUCAGAGGCCUCCUCUCCCUCCUCUCACUCCUCCUCUCACUCCUCCUCUCCCUCCUCUCGUUCCUCCUCUCACGCACAAUCCCACCCAUCAUCUUCGCCGUUGCUUCUCACCUCGUUGCUUCCCAACCUACCUUGGCUAAGGCACCCUGCCAGCUCCCGAGCCUCCUCUUCUGCUCUGGCCGUACCUAUCCCGUCUGCUGCCGAGCCUGGAGCAAGUGACAUCCGGCGACCGUUCCUCCUGCCUCCUGGCCCGGCUGCUUCUCCUACCUCUCCCUCCUUUUCAACUGCUGACUCAGCACCCAUGCAUGCUGAGCUGUCACACCAAACGGAUUUGACGAGCAUCGGAUGA